Mauremys mutica (yellowpond turtle) is the source of this 891-nucleotide messenger RNA. RefSeq names its product C-type lectin domain family 2 member D-like. The transcript is spliced from 6 exons. The record is from RefSeq and is a predicted model, not a curated record. The coding region runs from base 1 to 714 and encodes 237 amino acids. Lineage: Eukaryota; Metazoa; Chordata; Testudines; Geoemydidae.
AUGGUCCUUCAUCGGGUGCCUGCCAGACGAAAAGCCUUUGAGAGAGAAAAGAUUUGGGACGAGUCGUCUCCUGCUGAGGAGCCAGAUCCAGACCUGGGUUCCCAGGAAACCGCAAUGAAUCAAAACGGAACAUCUUAUGUGCCCAUCCCCCCCCAGGGUGGAGAGAGCUGCACAAUCUGCCCUACAGGUUUGCUGUCUGGGUUGGAACCAAGGGCCCGUCGCUGGGCAGUUCCGAGUGUGGGUCUCAAUCUCAUCCUGAGCAUCCUCCUCCUCAUCGUCACCAUCGCACUGUCAGCAAAGAAACCUGAGCCGUGUCCAGCUUGUGCUGCCUGCCCAGUGGCUGCCUGCCCAGAUGGCUGGGUCGGGUACCUGGAGAAGUGUUACUAUUACUCACAGGCUGAAGGGAACUGGACCCACAGCCAGAGCAACUGCUCUGCCCUCGGUGCCUCCCUGGCUGUGAUUGACACCCAGCAGGAAAUGGAUUUCCUGAUGCGCCAUAAAGGACGCCUUGACCACUGGAUCGGCCUCUGGAGGGAACCAGACCAACCCUGGAUGUGGACCAAUGGCACCGAAUUCAACAACUGGUUUCCAAUAGCGGGACGAGGCCUGUGUGCUUUUGCAAGCCCCGGUGGUAUUGCCAGUUCAAGCUGCUCCAAGGAGGGACACUGGAUCUGCAGCAAAGCAGCAGAGAAACCAGCAGGCAGAGCAAAGUGACUGACCCUGGAUGCGUCGGGCCUUGUCCUGUCAGUGGGGCUGGGCCCAGCUGCCUCAGCGCGUGGGGAACUGGACGGGGCUGGCGAAGGGGGACAGCCCAGCAGCAAGGAAGAGAGACGCUCGCUGAAGGACAUCAGGUAGCUCCUCCCCUUGGAGCCUCUGGCCCCCAUUGGCCCA